UUUCCCUUCUCCCUUUCUCAACCUCUUUUUUUUUGUGUCAGAGCGCUUUCCACAAACACACACACACACACGCAUACGCAAACUCUCUCUCUUUACUAACUCGCUUGAUUUGUGCUUGGUCCGUGUUCUUCCCUCCAGCCCUUAUCCUUCCCCUUCCAUUUCCUUUCUUGUUCCCUUUUUUUUCCCCUCUUCUUUCCUUCUUCUUUUGAUGAGACUUGAUGCAUUUUUCGAUACAGCCCAUUCUUUUUCUCCUCGUGUUCCUCAGUUCAACCAUUUUUUGUUCAGAGUUAAAAAGCAGCUCUGAACAUGCCAGAGGGCAUAGAAUCAUACCGAGGUCUGUCGCGGCGAGUAACUCCAAGAUCACUACGACGCCGACCAAGACGAAAUCGGUCCCUGUCUCUUCUGCCAAUUCGUCCGUGGUUGACUGGAAAAAUAUAGGACACAAUGCCUCAAGCACACCGUCGACGACGGAUCGAAAUGUUAACUCACCGAUCACCGCUUCCUCGGAAUCGCCUUCCACGUCUCAACAGAUCCCAACUGAUAACACGAACACCCAGAAUUUCGGUGGGCAACAUAAUCCAUCGGAUACUAACGGCACUGAUGACGACAAUGGCAACGGUGACUCGAACCAUGAUAGCAACGACGGCAGCGGUAACGUUGACAGCAAUAGCGACCAAGACAAUGACGGUGACGACGACGACGACGAUGAUGACGAUGGUUCCUCAGACACCAAUGCACCAUCCGGCGGCGACUCAGAAGGAAGACCGGCCAUGACAACCACGGCUGGCGAUGCUGCGAAUAAGCGCAAUGAAUCUGAAGCUGUUGCUGGAAGUAUCAGCAAUAGAAACCUCGGGAUUGGUUUAGGUGUCGGUAUUGGAUGUGUUGCCGUAAUAGGCUUAGCAGGCUUGCUGGUUCACAACCGUCGUAGACAACAACGUGCGGCUUCGUCCUUGGAUGAAAACGUGAAUACACGCUGGCGUCCUCAAAGUUUCUUGGGCGUUGUCGCUUCCGUUGUCGCUAAAUUGCCACGAACACCUUCACAACGUAGCCAGGGAUCGGCUUCUUCUGCAACCCAUUUCCGCGCCGCCACGGGCACAGCCAUUGGGUCAGGCUACGGAGCUGUAGAACAUCCUUCACCCGACCCAAGCCUCCCGGAUCAGCACGGUUACUUUUCUCAACCACCGCCCCUAUCUCGCUUAGAUGAUCAUGCUCAACCUCAAAUGCAAGAAACGCGCUAUUAA
Molecule: messenger RNA, 1241 nt
Organism: Radiomyces spectabilis
Lineage: Eukaryota; Fungi; Mucoromycota; Mucoromycetes; Mucorales; Radiomycetaceae
Exons: 4
Coding region: 219-1241 (340 amino acids)
Source: RefSeq, a predicted model, not a curated record